Molecule: messenger RNA, 895 nt
Organism: Anolis sagrei ordinatus
Lineage: Eukaryota; Metazoa; Chordata; Lepidosauria; Squamata; Anolidae
Source: RefSeq, a predicted model, not a curated record
UGUAUGGAGGAAUUCACUGUACCUAUAUGUUCCUGUCUUCCAGAGCAAGAGGCUAACGGAGCAGCAGCUAAAGAAACAACAGCCAAAAAAGCUCCUGGAGCGACCAAGAAGAGUAAGUAUAGGCUGAGAUGUGGUUCAUUGCAUGGAGGAAUUCACGGUACUUACAUGUUCCUGUCUUCCAGAGCAAGAUACUAACGGAGCAGCAGCUAAAGAAACAACAGCCGAAAAAGCUCCUGGAGCGACCAAGAAGAAGAAUGCAGCAGAACGUGAGAAAACUGCCAACCUACGCACCGCAGUCAGGAAAAUUUCAAGAUUUAUGAAAGUGCAAGAACCAAGACUCCGAACACAGUUGGAUAUUGACGUACUCAAUGAAACCCAGAAGUAUGCAGACAUAUUGGCAUCCUGGAGUGCAAAGAUUGUUGAACUGGAUGAAGCUAUCACCGAUAUUACCAAAAGGAUUGCCAAUGAUUGGAAUGUACAUGGUGGCAGCCUCUUUUUGUUUCAAACAGACAAACACACAUUCAAUCGAGCAAGACACGCAUGUACAACCAGAGAUUCCGUCUUGACUAGCAUUGACAGCCCAGAGGAAGAGGAAUUUAUAGAAUCCCGUGUCAAGGGCAGUCUUGUUGACUACUGGAUUGGACUUUAUAAGGGGAAAGAUGAUUGGGUAUGGGAAGAAGGCCGUCCUUUGAUACGAACUUCCAGGGUGGUCCUGGCAGUAGCUGGAUGCAGAGCACUCUGCAUCUGUCACGUUCAUAGUACAGACAUUUUUGAACAUUUCAAUCCAUGCAUAGAUGACUCUACAAAUUCUGGGGUCCUGGUGAACCAACAAAUAAGGGCCCAGCAACAGGAUAUACUGAAGACUGUGUUUUUGUUGAUAAAAACUGUGCAUUGA